Seriola aureovittata is the source of this 5721-nucleotide messenger RNA. It is a transcript of the gene ptprua, whose product is annotated as protein tyrosine phosphatase receptor type Ua. NCBI's taxonomy places the organism in Eukaryota, Metazoa, Chordata, Actinopteri, Carangiformes, Carangidae. Gene Ontology annotation, biological process: protein dephosphorylation. Gene Ontology annotation, molecular function: protein tyrosine phosphatase activity; protein binding. Gene Ontology annotation, cellular component: membrane. Bases 268 to 4704 code for a protein of 1478 amino acids. The record is from RefSeq and is a predicted model, not a curated record. The transcript is spliced from 32 exons.
GUUACAGGAAUAAGGAGGUGGGGGUUGUGGUGGUGAUGGUGGUGGUGGGGGCUCUUUUUGAACGGUUUAGCUCGAGAUCAGAUGCUCCCUGUGCGGGCUGUGGAGGGAGCAGGCAGCGCUUCUGCAGGGGGAUUCAGCGAUGAAUGGAGCUGAGCGCACAACUUCUCUCCAGUCCUGCUGCCGCCGCCGCCGCCGCCGCUGCUGGAGUUUCCUCUAGGAUUUUUCUCCUUGUGACAACACGAGCUGGACUUUACUUCUUCAGCCAACAUGUAUCCGGCAGCAUUGCUACUGAUGCUGAGCGUCGGGAUCUACGCAGACAGUAUGGAGGGACCAACAGAGUUUCCAGAGAGAGAGGUCCCAGGGGUCCUUGUGUUGUCUGGAUUAGAUAACAGAUACACUGGCUGUACCUUUGAUGAGGACUCAGACCCCGGCUUGUGCGAGUACCGCCAGGGCCAAGACGAUGACUUUGACUGGCAGCUAAUCAGGACCUACAAUUGGCCACACCCGACCCCGGAUCUUCUCCGAGGGUCCUUCAUGAUGGUCAAUUCCUCGCAGCAUUUCGGGGGCCAGCGGGCUCAGCUACUCCUGCUCCCGCUCAGCGAGAACGACACCCACUGCAUCCAGUUCAGCUACUUCCUGUACAGCCGCGACGGCCACAGCCCCGGGGACCUGCAGGUCUAUAUCCGGGUCAACGGGGGCCCCAAGGGCAGCGCCGUGUGGAAUAUCUCGGGCUCGCAGGGACACCAGUGGUACCAGGUGGAGCUCGCCGUCAGUACUUUCUGGCCCAGUGAAUACCAGGUCAUCUUUGAAGCGACUGUUUCUGAGGAGCGACAGGGCUACAUUGCCUUGGACGACAUCGUGCUGCUCAAUUACCCCUGUUACAAGGUGCCUCAUUUCUCUCGGCUGGGUGACGUGGAGGUGAAUGCCGGGCAGAAUGCCUCGUUCCAGUGUGUCGCCACAGGCAAAGUUUCUGAGAGUGAGCCCUUCCUCCUGGAGCGGAGAAACGGCGUGGUGCUGGACACGCCCUUGCUGUCACGGCUGAGCCACAAGCGUCUUAUGGCGACUUUCCAGGUGGAGGCGCAGCGUGGGGAGCAGGACCUCUACCGCUGCAUCACCCUGUCCCCCAGAGGGGCCGCCGUCUCCAACUUUGGAGAACUCAUUGUCAGAGUGCCCCCGACUCCGAUUGCACCCCCUCAGCUCCUGCGGGCGGGCCCCACCUAUCUGAUCAUCCAGCUCAACACGAACUCCAUCGUGGGGGACGGGCCGGUCAUUCGGCGGGAAAUCCAGUACCGAGCCAGCCAGUCCACGUGGACGGAGACUCACGGCGUGGGCUCGCUCACCUAUAAGGUUUGGCAUUUGGAGCCGGACACAGAGUACCGCAUCAGCGUCCUGCUCACCCGUCCCGGGGAGGGGGGCACCGGAGCACCUGGGCCGCCUCUGAUCAGCAGGACAAAGUGUGCAGAGCCCAUGCGCGCCUUGCGGGGCCUGACGGCGACAGAGAUCCAGCCGCGGCUGCUGGCCCUUCAGUGGGAGCCGCUGGGCUACAACCUCACCCGCUGUCACACCUACUCCUUGUCCCUGUGCUACCGCUACUCCAUGCCGACAGGGGGCAGCGGAGGGAACAACGCCACCGUCAGAGAGUGCCUGUCCGUGGAACGCAACACGUCUCACUUCACGCUGAGAGACCUGCCGCCCUUCCGCUCCGUCCACGUCCGGCUGGCGCUCGCCAACCCUGAAGGAAAGAAGGAGAGCAGAGAGGUCACCUUCCAGACCGAAGAGGACAUUCCUGGCGGCAUCGCUCCAGAGUCCCUGACCUUCACCCCGCUCGAUGACAUGAUCUUCCUGAAGUGGGAGGAGCCCAUCGAGCCCAAUGGUCUCAUCACACAGUACGAGAUCAGCUACCAGAGCAUCGAGUCGUCGGACCCCGGCAUCAACGUGCCGGGUCCUCGCCGCACAGUGUCCAAACUGAGGAACGAGACCUACCACAUGUUCUCCGGCCUGCAUCCCGGAACCACCUACCUGGUGUCGGUCCGCGCCCGAACCGCCAAGGGGUUUGGCCAGACGGCGCUCACCGAGAUCACCACCAACAUCUCCGCCCCGGUGUUUGACUAUGAAGACAUCCCCUCUCCGCUGAGUGAGUCGGAGAGCACCAUCACCGUGCUGCUGCGCCCUGCGCUGGGGAGAGGAGCUCCUGUCAGCGCCUACCAGGUGGUGGUGGUGGAGGAGGACGGGUCCCGUCAGGUGAGGAGGAGGGAGCUCGGCACCGUCGACUGUUUCCCGACACCGAACUCCCACAACGAGGCCCAGGCCAAAGGGGCGCCGCAUUACUACACGGCAGAGCUGGCUCCCAGCAGUCUGCCCGAGGCCACGCCCUUCACCGUGGGCGACAACCACACCUACAACGGCUACUGGAACAGCCCUUUGGACCCCACCAAGAACUACCUCAUCUAUUUCCAGGCCACCAGCAACUUCAGAGGGGAGACCAGAAUAAACUGCAUUCGGAUCGCUCGCAAAGCUGCCUGUAAGGACUCCAAGCGGGCCCUGGAGGUAUCCCAGCACGCAGAGGACAUGGGUCUGAUCCUUGGGGCCUGCGCCGGCGGUCUGGUGGUCCUCAUUCUGCUUCUGGGGGCCAUCGUCAUCAUCGUGAAGAAGGGAAGGGACUUCUAUUCUUACCCUUACUACCCUAGGAAGAAGGUGGCCAUAAACAAGGCAGCCAUGUCCUACAGGCAGGAGAAGAGUCGGAAGCUGAGCUCCUUAGACUGCAGCAUGACGGAGCAGAGCACUCUCCAGCAGGAUGAGAGGAUGGCCCACUCCUUCAUGGAUGCCCACGGCUGCAACGCCCGAAAUGAGCAGCGCAGCUCCGUCAACGAGUCCAGCAGCUUGCUGGGAGGCUCGCCGCACCGGCACUGUCGGAGGAAGAGCUCGCCAUAUCACACGGGUCAGCUCCACCCGGCUGUGAGAGUCGCAGACCUCCUCCAGCACAUCAACCAGAUGAAGACGGCAGAGGGAUACGGUUUCAAACAAGAAUACGAGAGUUUCUUUGAUGGCUGGGACGUCACAAAAAAGAAAGACAAGACCAAAGGACGGCACGAUAGCUUGCUUAGCCACGAUCGCCAUCGGGUCAAACUCCACUCUCUGCUCGCAGACCCCAGUUCUGACUAUGUCAAUGCCAACUACAUAGACAUUCGGAUAAACAGGGAAGGUUACCAGCGAUCAAACCACUUCAUCGCCACUCAAGGCCCCAAGCAGGAGAUGAUCUAUGACUUCUGGCGGAUGGUUUGGCAGGAGAACUGCUUCAGUAUUGUCAUGAUCACCAAGCUGGUGGAAGUGGGCAGGAUGAAGUGCUGUAAGUAUUGGCCUGAUGACACUGAGCUCUAUGGUGACAUUAAGAUAACACUACUGAAGACAGAAACACUGGCAGAGUACACCGUGCGCACCUUCGCCAUGGAGAGGAGAGGUUACCCUGCUAAACACGAGGUGUGCCAGUUCCACUUCACCUCCUGGCCGGAGCACGGCGUGCCGUACCACGCCACUGGCCUGCUGGCUUUCCUGCGCCGGGUCAAAGCCUCAACACCUCCCGAUGCUGGGCCUGUGGUGGUCCAUUGCAGUAUGGGGGCAGGCAGGACCGGCUGCUACAUUGUGCUGGAUGUCAUGCUGGAUAUGGCUGAGUGUGAAGGAGUGGUGGACAUCUACAACUGCGUCAAGACCCUCUGCUCGCGCCGCAUCAACAUGAUCCAGACUGAAGAGCAGUAUGUGUUCAUCCAUGAUGCUAUCCUGGAGGCUUGUCUGUGCGGAGAGACCGCCAUCCCUGUUAAUGAGUUUGCUCUCAUCUAUAAGGAGAUGCUGAAGGUCGACUCUCAGAGCAACACCUCGCAGCUCAGAGAGGAGUUUCAGACUCUGAACUCGGUGACUCCUCACCUGGAUGUGGAGGAGUGCAGUAUUUCUCUGAUGCCCAGGAACCGCGAGAAGAACCGCAGCAUGGACGUUCUGCCGCCGGACCGCUCGCUGGCCUUCCUCAUCACCACCGAGGGAGAAAGCAACAACUACAUCAACGCCGCGCUCGCAGACAGCUUCCUGAGGCCCGCCGCCUUCGUGGUGACGCCGCACCCGCUGCCCGGCACCACAACCGACUUCUGGAGGCUGGUUUACGACUAUGGUUGCACCUCAGUGGUGAUGCUCAACCAGCUCAACCAGUCCAACUCUGCCUGGGUAAGAGGAGAGCCAUGCUUGCAGUAUUGGCCUGAGCCCGGGCUGCAGCAGUUUGGGCCCAUGACCGUGGAGCUUCUGUCCAGGACGGCGGACGAUGACGUUAUCAUCCGUCUCUUCCGGGUUCAGAACAUCACCCGGCUUCAGGAAGGCCAGCUUGUGGUGCGUCACUUCCAGUUCCUGCGCUGGUCCCCGUACCGCGAUGUGCCCGACUCCAAGAAAGCCUUCCUCAGCCUUUUGGCUCAGGUUCACAACUGGCAGAUGGAGUGUGGAGAAGGACGCACCAUCGUCCACUGUCUGAACGGCGGCGGUCGAAGCGGUACUUUCUGUGCCUGCACCAUGAUCCUGGAAAUGAUUCGUCACCACAGCAUGGUGGACGUGUUCUUUGCUGCCAAAACACUGCGCAACUCUAAGCCAAACAUGGUGGAGACAAUGGAGCAGUAUCGGUUCUGCUAUGACCUGGCCCAGGAGUACCUGGACUGCUUGGAAGUCAGAUAGCACCUAUCCCUCUCUUCUUGUUCCUCCUCAAGGAGAAGGUCUGGAACCCGGAUCGCGCAUCCUGGAUUUCUGCUCCCGGCUCCUUAGACCAUGUAUACAGCUCUGGUUGUCUUCUUCGCCAUGCCUGGAUGAAACAUUGUUUGCCAUAAAAAGACUGAUUGAGAACACCCACUGGACAACUUGUAACAUACUACUGACACCCUUUUUGCUUUUCCUCGGCGCUCUGAUCCAACGUGUACUCUCUAGUGCCACUUUACACCUGCCAAAACCAGAGGACACUAACCGGAGUGGAGUUCAUUUUAUAUAUGACCACUGUCAAAGGCAGCCGGACUACCUGUUGUACCCCCCGAUGACGGGAUUCAAAGAUCUCCGCUGUAUCCUGCCUUACUGUGAACAAACACUGAAAGGGAACUACAGUCGAUGCCAACCACUGGGUGAUAUUUUGUGUUUGUUUGUAACACUGUAAAAUGGUGCAAUCUGCUGUUGGUGAACAUCCCAUGUCGUACUGUACUAUAUCUGAACUUAAUCGUGGGUGAGACUGACGAUCGAAGGUUAAUUGAGGGAGGAAAGGAAAUAAGUCGUCACAAACGAUGGACAUAUCUGUACAGUAGAGUUGUCUUGGACCUAUUUUCUCUUUAUUUAUUCUUCGUGUAUAUAGAUGUUUUUUUCCUUCCCCCCCACCCCCCACCCCCAGAUGUUUCUAGAUGUUCUCAACGUCUUAUCAAUGUGCCAAUCCAUUCUCUCUGUGUCUGUAAAUGGGGACCACUUCAAGCAUCUGCAUGCCCAGUCUUAAGUGUUUCAUUGCAGUGUGUGGCCCAAGUCUGCUUUAGGGUGGAUUCCUGCGACGUGAAUCCUUCCGCUAGUUCCGAGAGAGCUUUGUAAGAAUAACCACGUGUUGCUGUGAGAAUACAGAGAAAAUCUGUCGCUUUCUAAAUUUGUAUUUAUUCAAUGUGUUUUAUUUUCUAAAUAGUGUAUAAAAAAGGAAAAGAAAUAAAAUAUGAUGUUGUUGCUUAACAA